AUGUCACAUCGGCACGGCGACUCGACCGCGUCGGCUUCGUUGAUCCCUGAUGCCGACUCGGACCUGGAUCUAGACUUGGACGAACUCGACCCCCAGACUACAACUUCCAACAGGCCCUCAAAUGGCGACUCUGGCAAGAACAUACCGCUCAAGAACCUGCGAUUUGGAGGAAGAAGAGCUUUUAGGAGACCAGACCGCUACAUCGAUGAUGCGGACGCCGACGACCUGGAAGCCUUGGUGGGAAGAGACAGUCAAGCGCAUGAACGAGACUCGCACACCCUCCAACCACCGCCGCCGCACACUUCACGCUUACGCCGUCUGUCCGACAAGUCGCACUCGGCCAUAGCCAAGUUCAGAGCCCGCCUCAACCCCUUCUCUCGCUCCACUCCGCUCGACAACGACGACGACGACGAGCCCGAAGACGAACACGAUCCCGCUUCCAACCGGACCAUCGUCGUAGGCAGCCGUCAGGAUGCCAAAUACCCUCCCAAUGCCGUUUCCAACGCCAAAUAUACCCCCGUGUCUUUCCUUCCUCGAACGCUGUACAACGAGUUCUCCUUCUUCUUCAACAUGUACUUCCUCCUCGUCGCCCUGUCGCAAAUCAUCCCGCAACUGCGCAUCGGCUACCUGAGCACUUAUAUCUUCCCCUUGCUCUUCGUCUUGACCAUCACUCUCGGAAAGGAGGCUAUGGACGACAUACACCGACGGAGGAGAGAUCAAGAGGCCAACUCGGAACGAUACACCGUCCUGCAGUUUGGUGACAACGACACUACUUCGACACGAAGACGCCGACCCACAGACCUGGAUGCUGAUGGUCUACUGGACGACCAAGUGCGAGAGGUAUCCAAGCCCUCGCGCUUACUGAAGGUCGGAGAUGUCUUGGUCAUGACCAAAGACCAGCGCUUUCCUGCCGAUGUUGUCAUUCUCAAAAGUUUCUCGCAAGAGUCAUCCGCUCAACCCGAACCUUUGCCGGAAAGCGAAGAGGUAAACUUGUUCGAGACGGAAGCCGCAAGCGUACCAGAACCGCCCUUGGCCAACCAGACCACUUCUGAAGAUCCUAGUGCUGGUGGUGAAGCCUUCAUCCGAACAGACCAACUCGAUGGUGAGACAGACUGGAAGCUCAGGCUGGCAUCUCCUCUCACACAAGACUUGGCCUCCCGCGAAUUCACAAGGCUGCGCUUGAUAGCCGGAAAGCCUGAUAAACGCGUGAAUGAUUUCGCUGGUACCUUGGAUCUUCUCCCAGACGGCCGUCAAGCAUAUGACCCCUACGAGUCCGAAGCGCCCGCUGCUGAAGUGCCAGGCACGAAAUCUAUUCCUCUGUCCAUCGACAACACUGCGUGGGCCAACACUGUACUUGCCUCGAGCACCACCGUUUAUGCUGUGGUCAUCUAUACAGGUCCAGAGACACGUGCCGCUCUUUCCACCUCUGCUUCUCGCUCAAAAACUGGCCUGCUCGAGAACGAGAUUAAUUCUCUGACGAAGAUUUUGUGUUUCUUGACUCUCGCUCUGUCUUUUAUCUUGGUUGCUCUAAAGGGCUUCCAAGNNGCUGAGAACGGUCGGGAGUGGUAUGUCUCUGUCAUGCGCUUCCUCAUUCUGUUCUCUACCAUUGUACCCAUCAGUCUGCGCGUCAAUCUCGACAUGGGCAAGUCAAUGUAUGCUUGGUUCAUUGAGCGUGAUCAAGGUAUCCCAGGAACUGUCGUGCGCACCAGCACCAUCCCCGAGGAUCUCGGUCGCAUCGAGUAUUUGCUCAGCGACAAGACUGGUACACUGACUCAGAAUGAGAUGGAGCUGAAGAAGAUCCACGUUGGUACAGUUUCGUACGCCAAUGAAGCAAUGGACGAGGUUUCUGCCUACGUCAAGUCGGCUUUCUCUAAUUUACAAGGCUUCUUCUUGCCCUCUUCCAACGUCACUGGUGGGCUUGCUUCAGGUACACGGUCGCGCAGGGAGAUCGGUCUACGAGUCCGAGAUCUGGUACUGGCACUGGCUCUAUGUCACAAUGUCACACCUACUACAGAAGAAAUCGAUGGGGCCACAGUCACCUCAUAUCAAGCUUCUUCGCCAGAUGAGAUUGCUAUUGUGGCGUGGACAGAGCAAGUCGGAUUACGAUUGUUACACCGCGAUCGAAAAUCUAUCACUUUGCAGUUUGUGGAUAACAGCAAAAUCGUGGUUCGUGUACAAAUCCUCAACAUCUUCCCUUUUACCUCCGACAGCAAGCGCAUGGGUAUCAUUGUCAAGUUUGUGCAAGAGGGUGGAGCUGAAGGUGAUGUGAGUGAGCUGUACUUCUUCCAGAAAGGUGCAGAUACCGUCAUGACUUCAAUUGUCGCUGCCAAUGAUUGGCUUGACGAAGAGACAGCAAACAUGGCUCGCGAAGGAUUGCGCACACUAGUGAUCGGAAGAAAGGCUUUGUCCGCACAGCAAUACUCAGCCUUCUCAUCAGCCUACGCAGAAGCGUCGUUGAGUCUUCACGAUCGCGACAACAGCAUGGCGCGAAUCGUCAAGCAGCACCUCGAACACAAUCUUGAGCUACUGGGCGUGACAGGAGUGGAAGACAAACUUCAAGCUCACAUCAAGCCAUCGCUAGAACUCCUCCGCAACGCAGGCAUCAAGAUUUGGAUGUUGACUGGAGACAAAGUCGAGACCGCACGCUGUGUAGCUGUGUCUUCGAAACUUGUCUCCAGGGGCCAGUACAUCCAUACAAUUGCAGGGCUCAAACGUAAAGAGCUGGCUCUGGACGCACUAUCUCUCCUACAUUCUCGUCCAAACGCAGCUUUGCUCAUCGAUGGUGAAUCCCUGUCUCUAUACUUGACGCACCACAGGGAUGCUUUCAUCACCUUAGCGGUUCGUCUACCCGCUGUGAUAGCCUGCCGCUGCUCUCCAACUCAGAAAGCAGACGUCGCGAAAUUGAUCCGCGCUCACACUCGCAAGCGCAUUGCUUGUAUUGGUGAUGGUGGUAACGAUGUCAGCAUGAUUCAAGCUGCCGAUGUAGGUGUGGGUAUUGUAGGAAAGGAAGGUCGUCAAGCCUCUCUCGCCGCAGACUUCAGCAUCACUCAAUUCAGCCACUUGACCAAACUGCUCGUCUGGCAUGGACGCAACAGCUACAAGCGAUCGGCGAAGCUCGCGCAGUUUGUGAUCCACCGUGGUUUGAUCAUCAGUGUAUGUCAGACUGUAUUUUCGGUUGCUUCGGCGUAUCAGCCCAUCGCUCUGUACAGGGACUGGCUGUUGGUCGGCUAUGCAACUCUGUACACCAUGGCGCCCGUCUUCUCGCUCACACUCGACCGCGAUGUCGAUGAGAAUCUCGCCAACCUAUAUCCAGAGCUGUACAAGGAGUUGACUCUGGGCAAGUCCCUCUCCUACCGUACUUUCUUUAUCUGGGUCGCCAUCUCGGUCUACCAGGGUAUCAUCAUCCAGGGAGGAAGUCAGCUGCUGGUCCCUAAGUUUGCGGAACACAGUUCAGGAAACGCUGACACUGCCGCCUCGUUUGCACGUAUGGUCAGUGUGUCUUUUACUGUCCUCGUCAUAAAUGAGUUAAUCAUGGUGGCUGCGGAAAUCACGACAUGGCAUCCUGCGAACAUCAUCUCUAUCCUCGCGACUGGCUGCUUGUAUUUCGGAAGUAUACCAUUCCUCUCCGGAUACUUUGAUUUGAGGUUCGUGGCAAGCGCUGGGUUUGUGUGGAGGGUUGCUGCAAUUUCUGCGGUGUCCUUAGUGCCUGUUUAUGCUGGCAAGUUGAUUCGGCGAGCAGUCAAACCGCCGAGUUAUCGCAAAGUUCAAGGGGUGUGA
Aureobasidium vineae is the source of this 3777-nucleotide messenger RNA. NCBI's taxonomy places the organism in Eukaryota, Fungi, Ascomycota, Dothideomycetes, Dothideales, Saccotheciaceae. The record is from the annotation of a GenBank genome assembly.